AUGGUUUCGGCAACAAGCCCGGGGCCGGGCCAUGGAAGCCCCAAGCCCAACGCCUCUCCUCGAACUUCGUCGCCGCAAGCCUCGGAGCGCAAUGACACCCGAAAAGGACCCAUGCCGAAGAUGCUGUCAGGGGGGAAGGGGAGCAAUCUGCAGGAGGCGCGAAACAAUCUUUUGGAAACGGAAUUUAAGCUCAAACACUUCGGUCUGCUGGGUGUGCUAGCAUGGAUCCUGCUCCUACACGUUGCUGGGAUUUACUUCUUCACCAAAGGUUUCCUUCUGACGCGGACGGUUCUCGAAAAUAAGUCGUCUUGCGACCUGCUUCCGUUCGACGGUGCGCUACCAAAUGCAAAGGCGGGCAAGGGAGGCGAUGGAUGCUGGCACCAGAAAUCUUUCGACAAGGCUAUUGUCAUCAUCAUCGAUGCUCUGCGGUACGACUUUACGGUCCCGUUCGCCCCGAGCCCGGAGAGUGAGGAAGCAAAUUUGUUCCACGAUAAUAUCCCCGUUCUGCAUGAAACAGCUGUCAACACACCGGAGAACGCUUUCUUGCUACCUUUCAUAGCCGAUCCCCCCACCACAACGCUGCAGCGCCUGAAGGGCCUUACGACCGGGACUCUGCCGACUUUCGUGGACGCUGGCUCAAAUUUCGCUGGGACGGCAAUUGAUGAAGACAACAUCGUCGCACAGCUUCGCGCCGCCGGCAAGAACCUGGUUCAGCUCGGCGAUGACACAUGGCACUCUAUUUUCCCGGGUUACUUCGACGCCAACCUUACCAGGCCGUUUGACUCGUUCAAUGUGUGGGAUCUGCAUACUGUUGACAAUGGCGUGAAUGAGAAUUUGUUCCCUCUCUUAAACCCGGCAAACUCUACCAAGUGGGACGUUGUUUUCGGUCAUUACUUGGGCGUCGACCAUGCCGGCCAUCGCUACGGCCCGGACCAUCCGGCCAUGGCUGCCAAGCUCAGACAGAUGGAUCAAGUCAUCCGGGAGCUCAUUGCUAAGAUUGACGACAACACCCUUUUGGUAGUGAUGGGAGAUCACGGAAUGGACUCGAAAGGCGAUCACGGAGGCGAAUCAAACGAUGAAGUAGAUGCGGCCCUAUGGAUGUAUUCGAAGCAAAAGAAGUUUGGCCGCACGAGCCCGGACACUGCCCUACCGCCAAAGUACGCGCGAGAACGGUUUGUCCCGCAGAUCGAUCUUGUUCCGACGCUCUCGCUUCUCCUUGGUAUGCCGAUUCCCUUCAACAACUUGGGUUCCCCGAUUGAAGAGGCUUUCGCUGGACCUGGCGGAAAUGACUGGAAGAAUCUUUUGACCGUCAACCGCCUGACUUCCGCCCAAAUCAAACGGUAUCAGCAUGAAUAUGCGCUGUCUCGGGGAGCCAACGAUGGCCAAGAAUUCCUUUCACUGAAACUCUGGGAAACUGCGGAAGCUGAGUGGAAAAACCUCCCGAGAUUUGGCAAGUCAAAUGAGGGCACAUUGCGUCCUGUCUACGAUUCUUUCAGGCUCUACCAGCGAAGCACUCUUGACAUCUGCCGCAGCCUUUGGGCCAAGUUUGAUGUACCGAGUAUGAUCCAGGGUGUUUCAAUACUCUUCGGGGGAAUAGUCUUGCUUGUGUUUUAUGCGCGAGGCUUGAAAGUGGAUCGGACAGAGCUUACCAAUUCUUUGCUAUCAUCCGCUGGAGUUGGCUCUGCGGUUGGUGCUGUUAUAGGUGCAUGUGUGGCCGUCUCAGGCGUGAUGGAAACCCCGUUGGUCGAGGCGUCAGCCCUGUUCGCUGCUGCAGGAAGCAUCGCUAGUGCUUCGUGGUCAAUGUUCAUUAAACCGGAGCGCUUGGUGCUUCCCCUACCUAACUCUUUGUGGGGAUGGCUCGCUGUCAUCUUUACCGUCUCCCAGUCAGUUGGUUUUGCAUCUAACUCAUACACCAUAUGGGAGGAUGAGAUUCUUCUCUUUUUCCUCUCCACUUUUGGUGUGCUUGCCGGUGUGUCAUCCAUGCGGCAGAAGUCAACCACCGACAGGGUCUUGGGUGUUUACCAUUCAAUUCUCUUCAUCGUCCUCGGAAGAAUUGCCUCGUUGUCUCGCCUUUGUCGUGAGGAACAGAUGCCGUUUUGCCGCUCGACAUACUACGCCUCCUCUACCUCCUCCACUUCUGCUCCUUGGCACCUUGCCAUCCCAUUUAUCGUCACGCUGGUUCUCCCCACAGUCGUGAAGUCCUUCUACGUGGGAUCGAAGUCCUACGAAGGUGCGGCCUCUCUGUGGAUUGGGGUUGGCUUCCGGUUGGGCCUCUUUGUUACCUCCGUUUUCUGGGUCCUGGAGGACGCAGACGAUGGUGAGUGGCUUUCACUGAGCAAAGAGACCCUGAAGUCGAUUAGAGUAUUUGUCGCACAGCUUGUUCUGGCUCUUGCAUUCGCAGCUGGAACGACUGCGUACAUUUACUCGAAGCCGUGCAUCAGCAUCAGCAUCACCAAAGGCAACUCUGAAUCCGACACGCAAGCUGCCCCCACGCCUGCACAGCAACAGCCAAGGACCACCGUCACAAUCCUGGGCUUUGGCAACGUUUACGGAACGCGGUUCUUCCUCCUCGUCGUUAACUUCUGUUUAGGCAUUGCUCUCCUGCAAAAGCCCAUGGGACAAGGCGCCAUUGGCUUGCUCCUCUGGCAGAUCCUUUCGCUGCUUGAAAUCCUCGACACGAACGCACUGGUCAUGGGCAACUCGGCCAUCGGUCCCAUUGUCCUCGCCCUUCUCGGCUCUUUCUACUACUUCAAGACCGGCCACCAAGCAGUCCUCAGCAGCAUCCAAUGGAAGACGGCCUUCAUCCCGCUCUCAUCUGUCAAAUACCCCUGGUCCCCCAUCCUCGUGGUCCUGAACACCUUCGGUGCGCAGAUCCUCACCGCCGUCGCCGUUCCUCUCACUGUCCUCUGGAAGCGGCCCCUACAACUCACCGACCAGUCCGGGUCCCCCUCGAAAGCCUCCAACCCUGCCAUCAAGAUCCUCUCCAGCGUCAUCCAAGCGGCUUGCACCUACCUCCUCUACUUCGCCACCAUCAACCUGGCCACCACCAUGUGGGCUGGUCACCUCCGUCGCCAUCUCAUGCUCUACCGCAUCUUUUGCCCCCGUUUCAUGAUGGGUGCAGCCGUUCUCGGUGUCGUGGACAUCGUCCUCAUCUUAUUCUCCGUGGCCGGCGUCCGGUUCAGCACCCUGAGCGUUGGUGAAAUCUUCGGAUGGUAA
Messenger RNA from Aspergillus steynii IBT 23096, 3216 nucleotides. RefSeq names its product mannose-ethanolamine phosphotransferase GPI13. Gene Ontology annotation, cellular component: endoplasmic reticulum membrane. Bases 1 to 3216 code for a protein of 1071 amino acids. The record is from RefSeq and is a predicted model, not a curated record. Gene Ontology annotation, molecular function: mannose-ethanolamine phosphotransferase activity. The transcript has 2 exons. NCBI's taxonomy places the organism in Eukaryota, Fungi, Ascomycota, Eurotiomycetes, Eurotiales, Aspergillaceae. Gene Ontology annotation, biological process: GPI anchor biosynthetic process.